GACACUUCUGGAGAACAACAUCGUGGCAACGAGUGGGCGGCGAUGGGCGGGCCCAACGGAGGGGCGGGCGAGAUGGAACGUCCAGGAAGGCCUCCGGGGAUGGGCGGCCACGACGCCCGAUACCUGAAGCAAAACUGGGCGCUGUCGAUGGGCGGGCCCAACGGAAGGUUCGGAAGGGCAAAACGCCCUGGAAAGGCUCCGGGAAUGGGCGGACAAUCCGCCCGUAACCUGGAGCAGAGUCAGGACGAAGAGGAAGCAGUCCCUAGGAUGGUGGAGGAAUACCAAAUGGCAAGGAACCUGGAGGAGAGUCAGGUCGUGGAAGAAGUGGCUGCCAGAGACAGGAGGAAGGUGACGGAGCGCGUCUGGCAGCACCUGGCCAGCGUGCCGUGCAUGGAUCACGAACACACCGAGCCCGUUAUCGUACCGCAGACGGUUGCGACGUGGGAGCCGAACACAGAAUACGUCCCAGCCAAGGAAGCCUACCUCACCACCGGCGGCGACUACGGCAGGUUCCCGAGGGGCGCCGAGUUCCUGGGCAGGCCCUGCGUCAGUCACUCCCUGAACACUCGCUUCACUCACCAUCUGGCUGCGUCAGGCAUGUAUAGGAAUCAUUCACUAAACACGUAACAAAGGACCGUUCAGAAGUCCUAAGGAAGUCUUAAUGGAUUGCUUUUUAUUGAAGGGAAAUUAACUGUUUUGUGUUUUCUUCAUGUGAAUAUUCUUAAUUUUAAACGUGAAUACUUUUAUGAAUGAUUUUUCAAUGUAGGUAACCCCAUUCACCCACUGGAUACUGAUAAAUAUUCCUUUUAGGAGUAGCUUGAUAUUCGGGUCAUGUGUACCUUACGCACAGGUCAGGUACACAUACAUUUAAUCUACCACUACUUAAAACAGGUACAGGUACGUUUGCGGUACAUCUUCAUUAGGCAGAAUUGGUAAAACUCUUAUGUUUUUUGCUACGCAUUAUUAGACUUUCACUAUUUCAAUUAUUGAAAGAAAUUAAAACAUAUUUCAGAAAAAACACCUCCGUCCAUAUAUUUUCUGGUCAACAAAGAUAACCACUAGGCCUAAAGCUGUGAAAAACAAACACACUUCUAUUUUACGUCACAAAACACAAACAAUUGUUCAAAAACCACUAAAGUGACAAUCUUUGAACACACGAACCUUUUCUCCUCACAACAGAAUGGAUUCUUCCAAAAUCUCCGGUGCCUGAGUGAGGUUUCGUAAGCAAACGGCACAUCAGGAGGAGGCAAAGUGCGAAAUUCUCUUGUAACUCCAGAGAGCAUUGUUAUAAAUAGCCACAAUCUGGCUAUUUAUAACAAAGUAAAGACCACUUACAAUACGGAUAUAGAUAAUGGCUAAAGAAUUCAAUGCUCGCAGUUUCCUUUUUUGAAGAGUUUCAUUUCUGCAUGUACCAUAGGUCUAGAGAUAAAACCUCGGUGUCAUGAGCUUAAACUAUAGAGCAUAAUGAGAGGACAGAAGUGCGGAAAAUCAUGAAUGAACAUAUACGACAUUUUCCAGGCAAUCACGCCAACUGUUAUAUAAAGUCAAAUAUGAACGAAGAUCUAUAACACAUAAACUCACACAGACCUCAUCAUCACUUAGGACCUAGACCCAUAACGCUGCUUCCAUGUGCGCCUUAGACAGUAAUCUGGAAUUGUCUUCUAGGUCACCAAAAAUUAAUUACUGCUUUACAAAUUUCUUUGAAGUGUGCGCUUCACUGCUUUAACUGAUAAAACUGCCGAUACUACAGCAUUCGAAGAGCUUUGUGCGAUUUUACAUAUGGAUUCAGUCUAAAAAUAUUUCUAGCUUUUGUUUAGCUUUCUAACCAACUCGGUUCAUAAUGCUUAUUAUUAUUCUCUUCUAGGCAAUGACUUCCAGAGAAGAUUUAUUAUAUAAACUUUGCGAUGACGGCUUCCAGAUAUUGCAUGAUAAUAAAUGACAUAAACAUUCAGAUACUCCAAGCGUAAGUGGAUACACAUUCACUGGCCUGCCAAGUGCUCAUCCUCAAGUUAAGCUGAUUUUGCAUCAAGUGACACUUGAUGAAGAGACCAUAAUAACAUACCUCGAAUUCUGAGGGGAUCGAAUUCGGCAUGAGAAUGGGAUCUUUCGUAGAUAGUGACCCCCGAACUUUCUGGUGGUCAUUAUCUUUAUAAUAUUUAUAGUCUUUUGUUUAUGUUUUUACGGUCAUCCCCAACGGCCUUGUACUAAACACGCCGAGAAGGUGGAUACAUACCGGGUUACAACCCGUGGAGGUCACUAUACAGCAACGAUCCUGAUAAUGUUAAGAAAGAAAUGCUGUUUACUUCACUGCAGAAUAACAAUUACCUAGAGGUCUUUUGAGACCUAAUAGCUUAAUAACUAUAUUUAGUGAGUAUUAGAUUUUCCUAAUUUCUUUGUACUUUGGUGAACAUAAUGUUACAAGAGGUGCACUAGUAAUUUCAAAGCACCAACUUACAGAAAGCGUUUCAAAACGAUGGUGAUGCAUAAUCUUUGAAAGAUACUAUUAAGGUAGCAAUUCUGAAAUGUGUCUGAAGACACAAUAUGAGCAUCUUUACCUACCUCACUGGGUUACAGAACAUGCAAGUGAUAUUUCCAUUUUUACCACAUAAGACGAAAUAUGCUGACAAUCAACUGAAUUAUUCCUGCGUGAGCAAAUAUAUUGUUCAGGUGAGAAAAGCAGUCAACUGUAACAAUAUACUUGGGAUGAGCAAUCUAUUAAGGUAUACUCAACAGGGCCUCAAGAGAAAAUACAAUUUCUCACGGCUAGAAUCAAUCUUAAAACUGUCUUCUGCCAGUAUCUUAUAGUUCUGAUCGAUCACCAUAAUGGAAAACUGUUCCACUCCAUCGUAUUAAUAUAAUCAGUUCGUACUCAGUCUAAAGUCUGUUUCUAGACCUCCCAGUAUCAUACUGUUUUGAAAUAGGACAUACACAGUCUACAGUUUGAUUCCAGACUUUCCAAUACCAGUCUUUUGAAAUAGUACCAACAGGCAGGCUGUCAUACUCCAGCGGACUAUAACCAAUUCAUACUCGGCCUAUAGUCCAAUUUCAGGCUUCAGAACACUGGUCUCAUCUUCCAUGACAGUAAUCUUAAUUAUAUAUAUUCACCAGUUAUGCAUUACAUUAUCUAUACGUUUCUAGCGCUUCCCAUAGACUUAUCAUUUGUAUAGAGCAAAGCCGCUAUUCUUCCACCACCUAAUAUGUGAAUACCUCGUGCACAUGCGCACAUUUACAUAGUUCUGGCGCACAAAACGUUUUUAUAUAUUGUCAAAGUUUAUUUUGACUGUUUUGUAUAGUUUGUAGUUUAAAAUAAUUCUAGAUUUUGUUAGUUUGUAUAGUCUUUAGCGUGUCAAUAAACAAAGUGCAAC
This is a messenger RNA of Macrobrachium nipponense, 3365 nucleotides long. RefSeq lists its product as uncharacterized. The record is from RefSeq and is a predicted model, not a curated record. The transcript has 4 exons. The coding region runs from base 43 to 627 and encodes 194 amino acids. Lineage: Eukaryota; Metazoa; Arthropoda; Malacostraca; Decapoda; Palaemonidae.